This is a messenger RNA of Mytilus trossulus (common blue mussel), 691 nucleotides long. RefSeq lists its product as uncharacterized. The record is from RefSeq and is a predicted model, not a curated record. Bases 212 to 691 code for a protein of 159 amino acids. The transcript has 5 exons. Lineage: Eukaryota; Metazoa; Mollusca; Bivalvia; Mytilida; Mytilidae.
AUAACAGAAGACGCUUUUAUUCAAACGUUUUACCAACCUUGACCAAAUGGCGGCAAAUUUUGAUGACUGGAGAUAGAACAGUCAACUUAUUAUCGAAAAUUCGCAUCUUUGUCAGUAAAAGACAACUGCAAGAGGGAAAACAAUACGUAUACCAGAUAGAAAUAGACCAAUUGACAUGCAAAACUCGAGAAAAGAAUAGAACCACUUCAAUAUGUUUGGUAGAUUAAUGUCCAAAGUAUUUGGGAUUGAAAAGAAAACAGAUGAAAGUUCUUCAAAAGAAAGAAGGCAUUCAUUUGAAGAUACAAGCCCACGUAAACAUCAUACAAGGUCAAAAGGGAAGAGAAGGUCCACUCCAGAAGCAAAAAGACAAAGAAGUGAGGAACCUCCACUUGCUUUUUCAAAUGUAAAAAUUGAAGAAGGAGCUUCAAAGGGAGAUAACUCUGUAGAUCGUAGUCCUGACUCUGAAAAGUCAUCAUGGAUAAAUGUGGAAAUAAAACCACCCUCAGUUAACCUACAAGAAUGUAGUACAAUCACAGGUAUUGAUGACACAGUGUGUUGUUCUGUAUUGGAUGAAACCUUAUCCACCGCAAGAUGUACCAGUCAUGGAGCAGAAGCAUUCCACAGGGAUUAUUGUGAACUGUUUUAUGCAUUUCAUCCUUCAGUGUUAUGUCUUUUUGGACAAUAUUUGUGA